Molecule: messenger RNA, 1294 nt
Organism: Macrosteles quadrilineatus (aster leafhopper)
Lineage: Eukaryota; Metazoa; Arthropoda; Insecta; Hemiptera; Cicadellidae
Exons: 7
Coding region: 65-703 (212 amino acids)
Source: RefSeq, a predicted model, not a curated record
UGGGUUAUAACAUUGUUCUUUAACUAAUUAGAUUAAUUUUGUAAAUAGGCUAGUCACCUCAGCGAUGUCGAAGCGGCAAUGCCCUUUCAACGACGACCAGUCGCGUCAGUUCAAACAAUUCAUAACGCAGAGAAUGCAAAGCAUUAACUCUGACCAAGCAUACAUGGAACAAAUCUAUAAAAGGACACAUUCACUUCUGUUCGAAGGGGCGAGGAUAGCAGCGGCUGAAGCCCAGAAGAUAAAAGAUGGCAUGGGAUCUGCAACUGAUGUACCUGAUGAAGAUAUGUGUUGCGAAGAUGAAGAUAGUGAAGUUGCUCAAAUAACCGAAGCUAGUGGGUCAGGCACCCAGGACCCGUCACCUCCUCAGACGGUACCCUCUGAUCUCAACCAAAGACCCACCACACCACCCGAAGAUCGUGAAAAACUGUGGCAAAUGUAUCCUGAUGUGCUCCAGCGCCCAUCUACUUCACAUAAGUACCGAAGGUACAUGCUGCAUCAAUCGCAAGUAAGGGAGCCAAGUCCAAUACCUUCUAGGAAAGACAUGUCUGAGGGGGGUUCAGUCCCCACUACUGAAAGGCCACGGACCCUCAGGCAGCUGUGCCUUGACCCGUUUUUCGUUCCUCUAAUUCCUGUGGAGGAAAACUCCUGGCCACCAAGACAGGGUGAAGCAGCCUUUAAUGACAGUGAGGAAAUGGAGUUGUAAGACCUCCUACAUCAUUCUACCCAAAGAAAAUGUGAUAGCCUAGCCACGAAGUGCCAUUACAACUAAUAAAGUGUAAUGAUUUGUUGAAUUUUCCUAUUGAUGCUCGAACUUAGAUAAAAUAAGUGAAAUGUGUUUUGUUUACAAGGUUUUCUUUGGACUAGAGAGCAAGUGUUUUUGUUGUUAAUUAGGUGUAAAGCCACUACACAAGCAUUAGAAAUGAAAGUGCCUUUUGUGCAUAUUGUGGCUAUUUUUUAUACUUUUAUAAUGUGUUACUAUGUAUAAUGUUUUAUGUUUUGUUAUUAGUUUUAAGUUGAGAUGUGCCGGUUUUGAAAUUUAUUGAUUUUUGAUACUGAUACCAUUGAUGGAAUGAUAGAUAACUUAUCAAACAAUUUACCUACAAAUUCAGCCCAUUAAUUUUGUGACACAUUGUUUUGUUGAUCUUUGAAACUAAGUGUAAAUGUUAGGUGCAAGUUAGGAUUUUCCAAAUGCUUAAAAAUAAACAUUUUGUUAACAUUUAAUGUAUAUUUUAGUCAUUCUUUUGACAAAGCAUUUAAUAAAUGUGAUGAGGAAACCGAAAAGGGACCUCUUGUU